GUUACUCACUUAGAAGAUGUGGGCGCUCUAGUCGAUGACAAUUUAUUUGAGAGAGACAUCUUAGUGGCCACAAAGAAGCUUGCUUGUUUGUCAAAUCUCUCAGAGAGAAUACAAGGUAAAACUUAGGUACGAUUAGCUACAGCAUUGCGCGUAAUAGUUGUACGUGACAGUUCUUUUCUAUAUUAUACUAGUGCCUUGAAAUUUUUUGUCUUAAUAUUUUUAAACGAUUAUAUUUGUCGUUAAGCUCGAAGUUGCUAACCUCUGGAAAUGAGAGGAUUGAUUAAAAGAGCAAAUACAAGACUGCAGGGGUUUCAAUAAGCACCGACGUCCGACGAAAAGCGUCGGCCACUUUUUUCUAGAAUGAGGAAGCAGCUAGUUUGAAUAGGGUUGUGAACAAAAAUAUAUCAUGAUCUGAAAGAUGAAAGCGUAAUUAUGAUGUGUUUUUAUGAGGCUCACUGGUUUUACGUUAUGCUUUAGGAAUGUGAACGCUUUAUUUCAGUGAUUUUUUCAAAAGUCACUUUAUAGGUUUACGCAGAAUUCGUUUGCGUGCAAAAGUACUUAAUUUAGUUUUCAUCAUUUGUACAUUGCUUGCAGGAAUUGAUUGUGUGACUGAUAAAUUGAAAGCUAGAUUUUCUUGAAUGAAAAACACACUCUUUUUUCCUCAAAUUUAGUCCCCAGACCGCUGAAAAUACCAUUUUAGGGCUUUGAAGGUUCAAAAUUUUCUGUAGAAGAACGCGCACAGACAACCUCCUUCCCCCUCCCCCCUAGAUAAAGGGACUAACGGCCUCUUGUUGAUACAGUCGGUUACUCUAUUCAAACUUACUCUGGCUACUCCAGUUUUUAUUGAAACCCCUGAGACUAAAUGACAAAGAUUAAAAAAUGCUGGUAAAACCAUAGCUCAGUUAGUUGGUCACAGUUUGCUUACUGAAAAACAAAAAUUGACUUAGAGUAAAAGCGGGAACAAAUCUGGAAAAGUUAUAACGGCAAACCAAAAUUCGAUUGCCGUUAGGAGAAAUGAUAAAACGUUUUAAAUAUGAGUUAAGGUUUAGGUACUAAAAAAAUGGCUUCUUGCGUAGUUUUCGAAGCCAAGCCUCGCACUUUUUAAAGAAACCUGUAAAAAGUGGUUUCUCGAAACAACUUUCACGGCAGAGAAUGAAACCCCUUCUGAGUGUUCACAAAAUCAGACAUAUAAUUAGAAGCAGCCUUAAUCAGUGCCAUUUGUAACAAAGUUCAGUGUAAUGCAGUUCCGGAGUUUUCAUCGGCCCAGUUAAUUGCCACGACCGACGAUCGGCUGCUCAUGAUCACGCCUCGACCUUUAUAAAAUGGGAGAUCAGCAAUACCCAGUUCCAUUCCUUGUUACCACUUGACUGGCACCAGGGAAAACAGAGACUUUUGUUUCCCCGAGGUCAAUCGACGGGACGACGAGGAGAACUUUAAAGGGGAAACUCUUGCUGAUCAGGGCUUUAUAGGUCCUACGUUCUUCGGCAUAUUCGUUUGCGGUCCUUUGCAGUCCUUUGUGGUUAAUGUUUGUACUUAAUGUAUUCUGGGGCCGUAGAUCUUUUAUAGAUCCGAUAUAUAUGCCGUAAUUCUUAUAUGGCUCUGUCCAUGUUUUAGAGGUUGGUUUUGGCCAAUUCUUUAUUUUCUCCGUGUGACAUCAACUUGACACUUGGACUCUUAGAAGACAUGUGGCAUGGCGUGAUUCUGUGGCUGUUGAGAGUUCUAGGUCAGGGCUUAAACGUAAGAGUGCGCGGAUAUUUUUCAUAAGGGAUUUCUCUGGUUGUUACGCCAUACUGACGAGCCCCAAAGAGGGCGAACCAAACCUCUGUUUCAAAGAGAGGCUAAGUCCAAAGCUAUUGAUAUGAAAAUAAUUUUUCCACAUGAAAGGUUUUGCACUUAGCCUCGUUUUGAAAGUGAGAGUUUUACGAACUCGGAAAUGGCCUAUUAAAUUCUCAAUCGGCUGAGUCUGCACAGUAACGCUGAAAAAUAUCAUAGCAGUUUUCGAAGUGCCUUUCAGCAGACGACUAUCGCCACAAAACCAGUAAAAAUAACACUUGCACUUCACAGUGAUAAAUGAACAAAGGAGUUCUCUUUAUUACAAUCAACGUUUGUAUGGAAAUUAAAGCACCUCUUUCGCUUUAGACGUACAGCGCCAACUAAAUGACUAUAAUAACGAAUGUAAUAUUUGUCUUUUUCCGUGGAAUAUUGUUAUAAUCCGUUUAAACAGUAGCAUGUUUUGGAUGAACGUCGUAUUCUUCAUCUUCAUCUUCUAAUGGUUCAGCGGACAAAGACGAUGGUGCACCUUCGGGUAUUUCAUUCAGGAACAUGUCCUUUUUUAGAUCAGCAGGGUUGAUAUCGUUAUCGUCCAUCUGCAAUCCGCUGCGGCGACGACGGCGACGUCUUCGCCAAGCAUCGCUGGAAAACCCAGAAUAAAUAUGAACUUAUUUUUUUGUUGUUGUCUUAUCGUUUCCAUCAAAAUAUCUAAUUAUCCUUAACUUGUAUUUAAAAAAAACGUGUAAAACAAGGUUAUGAAACUUUGGGUUUAUUAUACGUACCAGUAAGCACUUUCGGUUCUGUCGACCGCAGAUUUCUAUUUGUGAAUGGUAAGGAGAAAAGAGUGAAGCCUGAUUUUCAAUUUUCUCUUUAAAAUCCUAAAUCGAAUUGCGUUUACAUGAACUUUCGCCUGUGACACCUAACAUUGACACCAACAGUAGGUUUCCAACCGUUACAUUCAGAGAAACUCUCAAGUCUAUACAUUUAAGGCACUGUAAGGUAAUCUGUCUUACCUGUCAUCAAGAAACAGAGAUGCAACAACAAACAUCAACAGAACUGCAACCCAGAACUUGUUCAUUGUAAUACCUGCUGUAAAAAUAACUAAAAUUUAAUCAGUGAUACUAUAUUCAGUAAAACAAAAAAAUUAAGAGGUUUUUUAGAAAAAAAAAAAACGAAGCCAAAGGAUGGUGUUAGAAGCGCAUGAAUUCUAAUUCAUUAGAAGACAGAGAUUAGCCCAAAGGGAAAAGGGAAAGGAAAAGGGAAUUUUUCGUGUGCGCGAGAAGAGCGAAGAGCCACUUAGGCUAACAAAGAAAUGAAAAAUCUAAACCAUUAUGUCAUAAAAACGCUAGAAAACGUCUUCCAUCCGGAGAAGGAGUUAUUUUUGUUAUUCACAGCGCAAAUUACAGUGCAAAAACUGGCCGGCAAAACUGAUUAAGUACCAUGGAAAAAUCUAAGCCCGGUCCUAUCUAGAUUGGCAUAGUUAACCGGAACAUAGUCGAUGAAUACAAUACGAAAAAGAUUCCUCCUUCUUACCUGGCUCUAAGCUGAACGAAUGCACCUCUCAACGUUAAUCAAACCAGAGGACUUUGGAUUGACUUACUGACUUCUUGCUGUACACAGGAGCCAUAUUUAUAAUGCUGUUCACUUCUGGGACUUGUUUUGUUUUCAAACACACUUGUCACAUUGAAAGCCAGUGUUGACGAUUCAGCGGGUUUCCUUUUUUAUCAAUUAAUCUUAAAAUUGCAGUAUAUUAUUCCAGUGUUAGUUUAGUGCAAAACAGUGAAUACACGAAAUGAAGAGCGCGUGCAAGUGUUUGCAGGUGCUUGCUUGGCAAUCGUACAGCUGUACCAUCUGGUUACAUCAUUAAAACAUCGUUACUAACACCUGAUGUGUUCCAUCAAAUAGCAAAAGAAAAACGGAUCUCGAAUAACGAAACAGUACUUUUUUUUCGAUAUGCUAAAGGAUUGCAUAUUGGGUAAAAAAGGGUUUUUUUUACAUUCAAUGAACACCUCCACAUCCUGUCACGCUCCGCCUGUGUUUAAACCUUCAACGAUUUUUAACACCUCUUCACGAUUUUCACUUAUAUCAUUUUUAUGUAAAAAGUACUUAAUAGUUUUUAGCUCCUUAGGGAAAAAAUUGCAAUCUUCAAACAAACGUAACAAUUCGAAAAUACUGAAAGGACUUGAAACCCUUUUCGCAAAGUAAAUAUUGCGUCGUCAAAUUCGAUUCUGUAACUAGUCACACUGACUAUCACACCUGUUAUCUGGGUGUGUCUCAGCUGCUCAAGAAUUCAUCCAUUUUACUAAAGUUUUGUGUGCUAAUGAAGAACUUGUUGACAGAACACAUUAAAAAAUUCACCAGUAAACCUUUUAAACCGGUCCGGACAUACUUUUGAACGAACAAAAACUUUAACCGUACCAGGUUUUUCAAGGGCAGACAGUACUAUAAUAUAUAGAUUUAGCCAGGACUAAAAACGAAGCUCCUUUUAAUAUUCAUAUAGAUUCCUCAACGAAAAUAUAAAAUCGAGUAAUACUUAAGACAAGUUGAAAGCAACGAGAACGGUAAAAAAGAUCUAAAUUCACCAAAAAAACAACUUUGCACGUGCAGCACAUUUUUUUGUACAUUUCCUUGCCUUUAUUUUGCACGACUAAAACGUGAAACUUCUUUUAGCUUCCAAUUUACACGUUUUAUGGAGGAAAUGUUUGUGUUUCUGUUCACUUUGUUUUUUCACUGCCGCUUAUUUUCACAUAGGUAGCCGCUAGCAUUUCUCAUUUUCUAAUCGCUGCUAUAUAAUUUUCAUGUUUUUCUUCCAACGAAAUUAGUCUCCGUUGUUAUUUAUUUCUCGCCCCUAGCUCUUUCCCUGUUAUCUAAGAUAAUGAAGACAUUAAAACUUACUGGAAAGAAAGACUCAUUUCUUUUUUUUUUUUCUCUAAAAGCCCGGACGGCUGGGCGAUCUACCGCCGAAACGAGCGAGGUGCUCGAAAUGAAAAAUUUCACCUCAGCUGUAACAUACUCCUCCGCCGACGGGCUGACACUUGUGAUUCCCCUCCCUCACCCCUAAAGAGUGCGAGGACGGACGGAGUACGCUGAUGUCAUAACCAAAUUUUCUCGGAUGGGUAGAUAACUAAAUUUUCUUACCCAUGGUACUCCGCUGCGCGCGCUUCGCGCGCGAGAGCUCGGUGUAAACCACUAAAAUACGCUUUUUGUUGCUAUCAACAGCAGUCAAGGAUCUGGGCCAUCUCUCUUGGUCAGGUAAGAGAUAAUUCGUUUUUUAAGUUACAAGAGAGAAAGUGAAACAAAGCCACUUUUAAUCGCGACAGAUCACAAAACCAGAAUUUAAAAGAUAACAGUCACAGUUUUUGCCACCGUUUUCAAGUCAUUUUUUAGAUGACAAUAACCACACACUUGCUACAUUGAAAUUAUGCCAUACUGGCGGAAAAUGCGCGGGCAUAAUAAGACCAGAGGGAUGGAGUGGGGAAAGAAACUCAAGGAACUACAUCGCAGCCGAUAUUCGACCAGUUUUGCCUGCGUUCCUGGACUUUUUUCACAGUCUAAGUAUCUUAUAGAUUUUAUCUUGCGGAGGAGGAAGCAAUUUGGCUUUUUUUUCUUCACUAAAGAGAAUUCCCCAUGUUUCAUGGUAAAUCAAUCUUCAUGUGAUAUGUGAACUGGACUGGACUAUUUAAUACAAGAAUUUACUCAGGUGUCUGCUGCUUCAUUGGUCUUACUAGAUUAUUACAACCGUGAUGAUACACACAUACUUUAUUAUAAAAUAACUUUAACAUGGUGUCCGUAGUCAAUUAUUUGUAGAUUUAUCAUAUUACUACAAAUAAUGACAGAAAAAAAAAAAUCAAAGAGGCUAUGACUGAUGUACACCUGUAAGAGUUCCUCGUUGUUUGUUGAUGAUUUUUUUGUUUUUGCUCUCAGGAGGACCGUCCGCUGCCAGAUUUGCUGGAAACCAGCUCGUUAACUUACUAAGUCUCCUGAAUGAUCAUAAUGAGCCUACUGUUCUAAAAAUGGUAGGAAGUCAGUAAUACCUAAACUCCGACACAUAUACCCCGUAGAGGAGAGUGGAUUUAUAUACUUUAUCUCUUAACUGCGGUACACUUGUACAACAUUGGAAACCUACACAUUUCAAAGAGGAGCUAGUUUUUCAAACUGACGGUCUAUUAAAGUCAAAGAAUAAGUUGAUUUUUAAGCAUUUGCUCUUUGGUCAUACACAUAUAUACUUAUGAUGAUUUAGUACUGCACGAUAACUAAUUAUAAAGUGGUUUAAGUAGUCGCUUUUACAUUUUGAAAAAGACUAUCCACGCUGUUUUGCUAAUUAUGUCAUAUGUAAAUAUCCAUUUAGUUUACAGUUCAAGCAAUCAGUGAAAUUUGCUGCGCCAACAAGGAAAAUCAAGAUAAAGCGAGGUAUGAUAAAUUCAUUAUAUUAUUAUAUUAUUAUGAAGUAUCUGCGACUGGCCAAUGAUGCGAACGAUGCGUUGUUAGUGGAUUAUCCAAUCCAGCAAGUGAAUAGUCAGACGCGAGACGUUUUUGGAUGUACAGCCGAACCGUGCGACCACUCUCAUAGCAUGUCAUAAGCGACUACAUAUUCAAAACACCAAAAUUUUCCCAGACAAAGCACCACUGUUUGGAACCUCUUAACUAAUAAACCACUGAACGACCUCCCUUCAUAAGCCAUCUCGACCACUUUUUGCCCACUAUUUGUUUUGAAUUCUCGCUUUUUAAAACUUUGUCGCACUUAUUCCAUCUCGUCGUCAAAUAUUGGCAAAUUCUUCUGGUAAUAAAUUGUAAAGACUAUCUAAGUUCAGGAAAAGAAAAAGAAAGUCGUCGUCUUGUGUUUUCGUCCUCUAUAAAACGUGACAUUAGCCACUUUCACCUCGUAGUCGUGUAGUGACGGCAAAGAGAUGUACGAAAAAGCGUGAUCCACGUGCUCAUUGCUUUUUUGAGGCCACAGCGAGGGUUUCCAAAUGUGGUACUCAGAAAUAUGAAUAUUCAAGAGCACUAAACGCGAGUUACACGUUUCCAACCCCUUAUGAGUUUCUGUUGUAACUCAUAGGUAAGCCAGGCUCUGUGUUAGGGCCACAGUAUGAUUCCAGUAAAUUUACAGUGUUUGUAUGGGGUAAAAAUACGAUCCUUUAAUUUGUAGAAAAUACUAAACAAAUAAAAGUCAAUGAAACUUACUCGACUUACUCUGCAGUUAUUUUCUGUUGUCCUUAAUGCUCUCACGAAGUUUCGUGAUAAUUUGUCAAAUUCACCCUCUAUAAAAUAACACCAAACUUUAAGGACAAAAACUACUAACUGCAGAGCAAGUUUCAUUGGCUUUUAUUUAGGAUCUUACUGUGGUACGGCUACCACAGAAACUGGCUAUCUGUAACUCACAAGUCUUAUUUAUUCAAUGGAUAGACUUAGUUGAGGUCAAGAAAUAUUGAUCUUCCCGUUACACCUUGGUAUUUGCUGUGGUCACUUACGAUACUUAGGUUCUUAAUGUUUUUUUUUUACUGCAAUUGUUACUGCUUGGUGAUGGAGCAGCAUAUGACCGGCGAGUUUCAGCCCCACAGCUUAUCUGCGUCCGAAUUCUGUUAAAAUAUGUCUAUCACAUCCAUUACCAGACUAGUACAUUGCCAAAUACAAACCCGCUGGUAGUCUUAGCAUUUCUCUGAGGAUCGAUCCCUUUUCGUUGUAGGUUCUACGGAUUAAUUGACAAACUCACUGAGAUGCUAUGUACAACUGAACUUGACUUGUCUUCUUUGGUAAGAAAAGAAUUUGAGACAUGCUUAAAUACGCGUACGUUCAACGCAUGAAGUUCUCAUUAUUUAUUGACCUUGUUUCGUCGUUAGUCAUAACCGUUACAAUUUCCUCACAUUUGAUUGGUGCACAGACAGCCUUAUUUUUCACUGACUAUUGUGUAGGAUUGUAAUCGGACAGUUGGCUGUACUGAAUUGGACAGUUACACCAGCCAAUCACAUUUAGUGCACUCGGUUAAAUCCACCAAUCACAGAAUUUAUCACAAUAACCUUAGCAAGAAAAUGCAAGAACUUCUUCCUUACAAAACUUGGAAUUUUCCAAAAUGGACGAAUUUAUAUGAUUUGUAACAUUAGACUCGUCGUGUAGUCCAAUUGAGUCUGUAAUCUACUCGUGAUUAAACACUGCUAAUCUGGUAAUCACUCGUAUGAUUACAGCCGGAUUACAGACCGAAUUGGACUCUACUCCGUCCCAUUACCAUUACUUUACAAACUAAUUGUGACAAGUGAGUAAGACUGCCGGCCACAACUGACGUGGAUCUGACAAUCGUUAACCUGCUGAAUCUCGGACGGAUGGAUAAAUACUUUCUUUUUUCGCGUUUUCUAGAGGCGCUCUAUUACCGCUUGUUUACUGACGCUCUCUUGUGAGAAUCUCGAAAAUCAAAAGACUCUUCUUCAUACAACUGGACUUCAGGUAAUUGAUAAUAUCCCAAUAGAAAAUACACAGACUAAUGUGCAUGCACACCAAGCGACACUGCCUACAUGGAGCUAGUAUCAAAUUAGAAUUGAGAGAUGUCUUUAUCAUGUAAGAGAGUAUAUAUUGUGGUUACUCUGCUGUUAACUGUAGGAGCACUUGGCCUCAGUCUCUUUUGAAAACUGGAGUGCUUGGGAGGAGAAUGAAGCUGCUCAGUUGAUGAAGUUUCUUGGGCUUGAUCGGACAGGUGAGCGAUUUGAUAUAGGUGCGCAAUCAUUAUAUAAAUGUUCAUGUUGUGUAACCACAAUAAAGAUUUUUCUAGCCUGUUCACAGACCCUCUAUUUUCUCUUCUCAGUCCGUCGAGCGCGCGUGAUAAAAAACAAAAAACCGCGGGGGAUUUAUUGACCGCCAGCGCAAGAGGGUAGGGGUGGGGGAAGACGAAAUUAGACGCUCUCCGCUCUCCGCUCUCCGCACUCGUUCUCGCGCUCGUUCUCGCGCUGGCCGAUGUUUUGGAAAAGAACGAAAAGAAAAAUAAAACAACGUCUGUGAAAAGGCUACGAUUUUUCAAUCGCACUCAGUUGGAUUUCAGCAUCCCGCACUUUACAGUUUCUAAAUUUCUUAAGGUAAUUGCCAAACCAAACAGUCGGAAACAAGAAGAAUUAACGGGAUAAAAUAGAACGAUACUGUUCGAUUGAAACAAGUUUCCAGUCGAAUCGAAGCGAUCCAUUGGCGUUUCGACCGAAAUUGAAAGACUGAAAACGAAAGUUUAGGUCCGACUGAUCAAAGAGGACUAGCCUGCGAUUGAGCAAGCUCUCCCGGAGUGCUCUGGCGGCGAGGCAAAUCAAAGAAAGACUAUCGUCAACUCGUGGGUACGUUGUUUAGAAAGUAAUCAAUUAGUUAUCACCACUGGUUUUCCCACAGUGAAUUUUAGGAAAUGAUAGAAAUUCAUAUUAUAAAUAUACUAUCCUUGUUCUGGAAACACAAUACUUUUCUUGCUGUUUAUUGCACUUUAGUAACAGUUAUUUAACUAUAUUUAAAAACAAAACAAAAAAAAAACAGCAAAACAAAAUAAGCAAACAAGACAAAACAAAAAAGAAAAAAAAAAAGGAAGAAGGGAAAAAGAAGGUCUUAGCAGGAUUUGAACCCGCUACCUUCGGUUUGACCCGACUUCACACAGCCACUACGCCAUUGAGGAUGGUCACGUGAUUUAGCGAAAAGUCUCAGAUUUAAUGCUUUUUCCAUGGAACUUCCGCCGGCAAACGAUCGAGCCAUAAAAACGACUCGAAGCAAUGGGAUGAAAUUAAGGCUAAUUGCAACCAGGCUACUGACAGUAAAAAACAAUAAAAAUGUAAACGCAUUUCAUGGCAAUGAAUCGAAAGAACAUAUGCGAUACAAAGCCGACACAACUCCUCCGCGAAGUAGGACGUAAAACAUUAGCUUAUGUUUCCUUAUCUCGAAGAAGAAGAAGAAGAAGAAGAAGAAGAAGAAGUGCCUUUCUUUACCAUACAUUUCACCAGUCCGUAUUUUAUAGUCCGUAUUUUAUACCCAGACCGCAGUCCGUAGUCCGCAGUCCGUGUUUUAUACUGACCGCCAAAAAUUCAUUCAUACACAUAACCUACUACAUUACUACAAGGUAGGAGAUCAAGCCAGCGUCGAAGUUGAAGGAGUCGAAGAGCAAAUGUUCAUCUUCUUGUCAAGUUUAACGCCUGGACGGGUCAAAGGCUUUUGAAUCGUACAAAUUUGAAAGAUUCCUGCCUGUCUUAAAUUUGGUAAGACCUCUAUCCUAACCGUGUUGUAGCGCACGAUGCACGCUCGCAGCGAGGAAUUUGAUGCUACCGAACUUCGGCGAGCGCGUGCUUCUUUGGAAACGAUAGAUCUUCGCGCUCUCGAGUUCGGACCCGAUUAAUUACGAAGUGCGUCUACUAGGAGUGAGUGAGUGACUCAUUUGCAUAUCUCAGUCCCUGCAAUAACUCGUGGUACGCUCGCGCGUACCCACGAGUUAAAAAUGAGGGAGAACCCCAGAAGAGCCUGCUCGCGGGAUAGAGGGGACCUUCACUGGGGGUGGACCACUUUGACGGAAAAAUUUCGACUCGAACCGAAGCGUUCCAUUUAUUUCUCGAUAGAGUUUUGCCAUAAUGGAAAGCAGCCGUUGUCUUCUCGAGUCGGGAGCGGUUCUAUUUUCUUCAACCGUCCCAGAUUUUUCCAUGGUCAGCGAUAAUAUUAAUUCGCCUCGGUAUUACACCCAGUCUGAUCAUGAAAAUGUAGUUAAAAAAAUUGUCGCAAAUUCACUGAAACCUACAAAAAAGGAGAAGACGGAAAAAAGCCCUAAAAUCAUACGUAAGGAGCAAAGGAAAUAACAUCCGGGUGGAAAGGAAGGAAAAAGAAAAAAAAAAGUAAUUUUUUGAACUCUCAGUUUUUAUAUUGGCCACUUUGGAGGUCUCUUUUAGCUGACCAGAUAGUUAUGACAAGAUAUGAAAUUUAUAAUAUUUGAACUGCGUAGUAAAGCGAAUUUAAAAAACACUGGAAUAAUCCUUGCAGUUCUUUUACACAACCGAAGGGGCUAAAUCACACCAUUUGUUAUAAGUAUAUUAUUAAAAAGAUGAAACCUGUCUUUGCAUCAAUUGAAAUCUAAACUCAAACUGUUUUCUGUCGUCUGUUAUAUUUACGGAUGGCAACUAAGUUCUCCCUGAAGAAAUUUGUUUGACAUCUUCAUAACUCCACAGGAGCUUUUUGUGUAUGGCCGGCAGUAAGCACCAAGAGCACAGAAUUCAUCAAAGGCCUAGCUUGCAGUGCAGGCGUAUUUUGGGUGGGCGAAAGCUGCUUGGUUUUGUUCGUACUGUUGUAACCGCUAUCUUUGAUGUUAUGACGGAGGAAGAUUAGGUUGCCCAAUUUUCUCCUCUCUUUUCGAGUUUCAACAUUGCGCUUUCGCGAGCAAAACAUUCGCCCGCCCGAUGAAAAUGCCUGCACUGCAGGCUAUCAAAGGCCAGUUUCAGACGCUGAACUUUUCAGUCGAUGUAAUUUUAAAGCCGGAAAAUUUCCGUUUUUUCACAAGUGUAUCCACAGCAUUUGGGACAGACAUCUGAGGUUCUUUCUGGUAUCUGGCAUAGUCGGAAAUGGUAAACUCCCUCGUCCCUUCCGGAUCACUUCCAUUCCCGAUAUAUGAACUUACCAUCACACGGAACCGGACGAAUUUUGGACGGGUGGAAAAUUCGUGCGUUUCGUUGUUCCGUUCACACAAAAUUUAGACGCAUAGCCGUUCAAAGGUCCAUGUGAACAGAGCCAAAAUAUUAAACGGCCCCGCGAACGUAGUCAUAGAUUUUGAGUAGUAGCUCCAAAACCAAAAUUGAUAAACUACAACUGGAAUCCAAUUUCGAAAACCUCCUAAUAAUUCGAACCAAAACCCACUUCUCUGCUAUAAUUUCACGUCCGAAUCAAAUUUCGUUCUCCUUGGACAUUCGAAAAAUCAGGAUUCCACGUUUUAGUUUAACCUGCGUGAAAGGUGGUCGAAAGGGAAGGGAAAGGAAAGGACAUUUUGGGCGCGCAGGCGCAGGCUACUUUGAAGGUCAUACGCAGACGGAGACUAUUUGUUUUCCAGAAUCAACCCUUCUACCGGGAAAGCUGAAGCUUUUCCGGCCAUUAACCCGCGAAACAGGACCAAAAAAGCGGGAAAUAACCACAUCUUUUCUUUACAGUUGACAGGGGGUCCAGAUGGUCAAAGAUGAGAGAACCGGGUUCUAGACUUGCCGGGGAGGCAUACGCAUCUAGCAUUCCACAUAGCGACUGA
Molecule: messenger RNA, 11992 nt
Organism: Porites lobata
Lineage: Eukaryota; Metazoa; Cnidaria; Anthozoa; Scleractinia; Poritidae
Source: the annotation of a GenBank genome assembly